CCCGGUAUCUCUGCUGAAUGCAUAGCGAUUCUUCAUCGAAACGGUUACAAAUAGGGAAAAAGUGGAACAUUCUACAUACUUUCACGCUCUACGAAGGAUUGAUAAUUCGCUGCGCGAACUGAUAAUAAUUGAGACAAAGAAACGGGUGCAGAAGUGCUGUAAAGUUCAGUUUCGUGAAAAAAAGAUAGGAAGAAGCAAAGAAAAAUGUAUCAGUGGCCACUGAUCGUUGCAUUAGUGGUUUCGAUGUUUGUUGGCAGAGUAUGUCCGGUAACGCAAAAAAGCGGACAUGGCGACGAAGGAAACAUUUCGACGCAAAAUAUUAGCAACGCGAAUCACACUUCCAGUGUUUCAAAUGCUAAUAAAACGGUCGAAGCUUCGAUCAAAACAGCGGAGGAUAAAAAGGAGAAGCAGAACAAAACCGAAAGCUCAGCACCGUUGGAAAGCUCGACGAACGUAACGUCGCCGCAUGCACAGAAAACGAUCGACGAUGGGAAACACAAUUGUAGUUCGACGAAGGAAUCAACGGACAUGACGAAUUGUUAUGUCACACCGCACGACAACGAUGAAAUUAUUGAAAACGACGCAAGUACAACAGAGCCUACAAAUACCGUAACUACCGCAACUAAUAAGACUGAAACGAGCACGGAAUCUCAAGUAACGAAAGCUCCUCCUCACGUGACCACUGAGGAAGAAGACAAGAAAUCUGUGGAAAUUUUCGUGCCGUUAAAUAACACUGAAACUCCGAGGAAAAUACCUUAUAACGUAACCACGGAAACCGAUCAUUCCAAUGGAAGUAUCCAUACCAAUGAGUCAGUUUCAGAUGCAGUUGCAAAGAAUGGUACCAAUAUCAAUGAAACAUCUGUUAGUUCAGUAGCACCUUUACUGGUAGAUAAUGUAACUGCAAAUGUAGGAGCAGUUAAGUCAACUGAUCAGAAUAAUAAAAGUAUGCCUUCAGGAAUGAUAGCGCUAGUUACCGCCAUAAGUUUCGCUGUCGCUAUUGCAAUUGUAUAUAUUGGCAUGAUUAUCUGGAGACGAUAUAUUGAAUAUAGAUACGGGCAUCGGGAAUUACUUGUGAACGAACUAGAAUUUGACACUAAUGAUUUACGUCAUUUUGAGCUGUGAUUCCAAAGCAGUCAUAAUCCACAAAGGAUAAAGAAACGCCUAAAUGAUUCGUAACCGGUCAAGGUGGAUAUAAUCCAUAACUAUUAAAGAUUCAUUGAUCUGUGAUACUAAGGACAUGCAUUGCGCCUGACAGUCAACAAACCAAAUCUAUUUGGAUAAUGUUAUACAUUUCUUGUAAUGUAAUUGUUUUAUAUACAUUAUGUAUACAACUCA
Molecule: messenger RNA, 1335 nt
Organism: Megachile rotundata (alfalfa leafcutting bee)
Lineage: Eukaryota; Metazoa; Arthropoda; Insecta; Hymenoptera; Megachilidae
Source: RefSeq, a predicted model, not a curated record